UCAAAGAAAAAGCAGUCAGAAGAAGAGAAAGUGAACAUCAUACAAUGUGUAUAUAUAAAACAUUUCAUAGAAUAAUCUAAAAAUUUGAAUCAUUGUGUAGUACUAGUUUAGAUCUAAUUCAGUUUUAAAAUAAAGUUGAUUAUUUCCUAACUAAAGACCUAAUUUAGAAAACUAGUUACUAGAGCUGUAUGAAUAUAUUAAGCAUUACAUUUCACUACUAUAGCUUAACCAAUAAGAUUAGCAUCUUCUUAUAGUAGCCUUCUGCCUGUCAAAGAAAAAGAUCAACAUUGCAGACUGAAACCCGCUAUUGAUUGCAAACACAAUCUCUCAUUAUGUAUAUAUACUCUGUUCAUUAGUACAAUUCUUUUAAUUGUUAAACAAUAUAAUUAGCAACUGUGGUUAACACGAGACUCAGAGCUGAUCUCUGGAAGCUCCAGGCUUUGCUGUUAUAUUCUCAGCUGUUCCUGGCAGUUCAGCUCUAUCAUUCAGACAAUGGCAAAAGUGACAGGAUGCAGUAUGGCUUCGUAUUGUUUGAACUCUUCCUCUGGGUAGUUGUGCAGAUCGAGCUAUGCAGGCAGUAAAUCCUUAGCUCUCUACCUAUAGUCUACUGCUCUCUUGUAAUGAACAAUCAGUGCCAAAAGAUUUGCAAAUAAGGAUUCCAAUCAACUCUCCACCCCUCCAAUAAAAUAAACAAGAAUUGGUGCCCAAGUUUGGGUUACUUUUUUCCUAAUUCUUUACCUUUGUGUCAUUUUUAUGCAUUUCUAUGAUGGAAAUUAGCUCAAUAUUUUUGUUAUUUCUUCUGCAAUCUGAUUUGAGGAUAUUUUCCGUAGAACUUACAUAUUUUUUUAAUACAUACAUGCCAACACACACACACACACACACACACUUCAGGAUGAUGAGACGUGCACCUGCUUGCCCUGCCCACAAAGCACAGAAUUUUGAAGCUGGCAAAUCUGCCACUUUACUCUUUUCUCUUCUUUUCCUCAGGACUGUUAAUAAAAAAUAUGGAUAACAAAAUACUUUUUUAUUCUUCUCUUUUAUCUCAAUUUUCCCCUUUUCUCAGUUGUUUCCCUGUGUUUAUUUCUGAAUAGAAGCCCUUUGAGGUUUUCCAAUAUGGCAUUUUGGAUAGGAUUCCAAAAAUGUGUUAAGGAUUGCAGAGAAUUGUAAACUCAGCUCUUGGCCCCAGCUAUUUAAAAUAGUUGUCUUUCCAAGAUCAAGCAGAUGGCUUUCGUAACAGCUAUACAAUCUUGAGAAAAGGUGUGACCACUUUUACAAAUUGCAGGCAGGUGCUGUACUCAUGUUCUCAUAUACUUUAUGUAACUGAAUCUGAACACAACUUUUACAAUCUACUGUAAUUUUUUAAAAAAAAAUAAUUAUGAAAAUUACUGUCAUUUGUGAUAGGGAGGGACUUCUGCUAUUCUAUGUGAAAGUAUCAUAUAAGUGAACAGAAUAACAACCAACUGCAUAACAGUAAAUGUUACAAUAUCAAUCUGUCAUCUAGUACCUAAAGAAAGUAUUGAUUUAAUAAUUUGAAAUGAUUUCCUACUAAGCGAUAUAACAUGUAGUCUCCUUCAAAAUACAGGCAUAUCAUAUAUGUAAAUUGUAUAUAAUAUUUAAAAUAAAAUAGGCAGAAAAAAGAGUUAUGAUCAGCUUUAAAUUUAGUUCACUCAAGGCACAAAUGACCAGACUCAAAGUAUCAUAUUUGGGGACAUUACCUGGUUCUUUAGAAAAGUUUAUUAGGUUGUGAAAUAUGAUAGGAAAGAGAAGAGGAGGACAAGGUGCAUGAACUCAAUUAUAACAGCAAUGGGUGCAAGAAGAAGAACCAAAAAAUCAGGUUAGGGGUAUCUAUCUAUAUAUGGAUGCUAAGAAUCAAAACUGACUGAAUAGCACAAAAUCAUCAAUCAUCAUCUUUUUUUGCUUAAAGUUAUCUAUAAAUAACUGUUGUUAUAGCUUUUUUUUCUCCUAGCAAUUAUUUAUUUUGAAUAAAAUUUCUUGCACAAGAAACAAGCAACACUCUCAAAAAACAAUAAGAAGACAUUAGAGAUCUAAUAGUAACUACUGUAUGAUAGAUAGUUCUGUUUUAAUUAAUGCCUGAAAUGUGGCUGACAUCUAGUGGUGCAUCAUGUAUGCUGCAUAUGAGCUGCUUCUUGAUAUCCCUAGCUCCUUUUAGUUCCAUAGCAAGUAUUUUUUAAUCAAUAAUUAUGGACAGAGGCUACUUUAUCACCCGCACUAUCACUACAAUACAUUGUAAUAGCAUACUACAAUAUUUGCAUUCCAUCAACUGACCAAGGGAUUCAAAUGAAUGAAAAACAGGAGACAAACUAAUCUUUCUAAUGAGGUGAUCCUUUGUGCUCUCCGAGUUUGGUUGUUUUCUUGCAGACGUUUCAUUACCCAAACUAGGUAAUAUCAUCAGUGCACUGAAAUGUCUGCAAGAAAACAACCAAGCUCAGAGAGUACCAAAGGCCCCUCAUUUCAACCCUGAAUUACAAAUAUUCUCCUUUAUUGGGAACUCCUCUAAAUAUGAAAAGCUGGUCCCUUUUCCUAAUUUUAACAAGAGAACUUCCAAAACUGGAAAAAGCAGUCUCAUCGUCCUUUGUGGAUUGAACCUUCGCCGUUUUAUGUCUAAGACAUCUAUAUGAGCGACUGGUUUCCCACCCCACCUUUCUUUAACUCAGAUGUUUCUGUGGAAAAGGAAGACCUUGUGUAAAUGCCUUACUCCAAAUAAGUUCCCAAGUUAUUUCAAAAACUAAAUUUCAUUCAUUUGGGGGAGCAGAAACAUGUAAAUUAGUCCUCUCCUGUCUGCCCUCAAGAUGCAGGCAAUGAAGCCAUCUGAACUGAAUUUUAUUUUGAUGUCAUACCAUGCUAAAUGCUCCCUUUAGUCAUGUUAGUCUCUUCAUCCCUUGAGUCCUGUUAGUCUCUUCACCCAUCUCAAAGCACUCCCCCCCCCCGCUAGGUGACAACCCUUCCCCCACUUUUGUUUUGACAAUAGCAGAAGAGAGUCUGGAGAACACUGAGGAGCUGCAGUCUUGGGGGAGGGGACCCUCUCUGGAAUGCUGAAAGUGAGAAAAUACAGCAAGUAUGAGAGAAUUUAUUUAGGAAAGAGAAAUUAUUUAGGGAGGAUCUGAGGAUUAUCUGCAUGUGUGUGCGUAUGUGUGCAUAAUUGUGCUGUUCGCUAUUGCUCAUGCGCCUUGGGAAUGGCGAGUUGGCCUUUUUUGAUUGGAAGCAAGGGGGCUAGGGCUGAAGUCAAGGCCUAGGCCUCCAUUUCAGGCCCAUUCUGAGAGUUUCUGCCAAAGGCCGCUAUUCAGAGUGGCCAACAUUGGGGGAGGGGAGUAAAGAAUUUCUCUUUUGGUCAGGAUGGUGGUAGUGUGAUACGCCAACAGAGUCAAGUUAGGCAAUCUUACAUUUUUCAUAUGCCAAGCCCAAAAGGUUUGCCAUCACUGCCCUAGAGGCACUGUCAAAGGCAAGAAGUUCACUUUUUUUAAGACCAAUACCCCUAUCGUGGAAUAUUUAUAAGCAAAGGAUCAUAAGACUUCAAUGGAUGAUUAGAGGUGAUGGGAAAAUGUUUUACUUCUAUGAGAAAGAAUACAAAAUAGACAAAUUCAGAAAAUAAAUGUUAUAUCAAAUGGGCUUUGAUCGGAAAAUAUUAGCAAGGUAUUUUUGCAACUGUAUUGCAACAGCAUACAGCGGAAACAUGCUAGUGUAUGUAUCUUUGUGGAUACUUGUAUGUAAAAUAAGGCUAUGCAUCAAUCAGAAAUUAUUGAAAAAAGAUACACUAUACUGAGCACAUAAGAAUGCAAGCAUGGCAUCUCAGCAAAGGGGUUUUCAUCUUUUCCAAAUAAUUUUCAAAGCACGCAUAAGACUAAAAUAUAGUACAUGCAUAUAAAUGUAAGAAGAAAAAAUAGUAUGGAUUUAGGAAAUAUUGAUCAAGCCAGGUAACACCAUUGGAAUAAUUAGAAAAUACUAUAAGUGGAAGUCCACUUUAGAAAGAGGACAGGUGGCAACACUGGCACAAAACCUCUUAAUUCUUACGAGGGAUAAAGAUAAAGUGAAGGGGAGAAUUAGAAGUGUUCUGCAUGGAAAAUAUCUACUUACAAUACUGAAAAUGGUUUGUAGAGAGAUGGGAAAUAGAUUAAUACUGUCAUGGUAUCUUCAUUAGCAGGAUACUUGUGAGGGAACUGGUUAAUGCAGAAUCUGAGUACUUUAGGCUUGGAACCAGGAAUGCAUUGGGGAUUUUGUUAUGUACUAUUCAUUGAUUUUAUUUUAGAUGUCAUUUUCAAGUUUUAGAAACAUCUGGGCUUAUUGUACUGGGUGACUUCAAUAUCCACUUUGGAGCUGGUUUGUCUGGGGUAGUUCAGGAGUAUAGAGUAUCCUGUCACAACAGGGCAGUGGAUCAAUAUAAUGCAGCUUCCAUGGUUAAUUUGAUGUUUUGUUCUAAUCAGGAGGCUGUUCUGACAGUGGAAUUAUGGAGUUAUGAAUAGACUGCUAUCUGGUUAAAGUUGGAUUAAUGGCUACACAUCAUCUUUGUGGGGACCCUGGAUCUCCCAAAAAACUACUGGACAGAUGACUUGGCAAGAUGCGUGAACUUCUUUGAAGCCAAGGAAAAUGAGUACUACUGCUACUUUUUCCAACCAGUGCCCAUUCCAACCUCAGCAUAUCACUGAAGAAGAUGAAGAAGGGCCAUCUGAAAUCUACUUGUGUGUUUUGUGGUAUGGAGGUGAGCUGGGAAUUGUUUACUAUGACACUGGAGACUGCUCUGUAUAUUUCAUGCCUGACACACCUGACAACGAAGACCUCAAACUGCUUCAGAGGGUGGUAGAUGAGAUCUCUCCCAAAUAUAUAUUGAGUAGUGCCAAACAAGAUUCUAAUAUUGCCAAAUUUCUGACCAAUAUAGGUACCACUGAGGGAGAAAAGCCAGAAGGAGGAAAAGUAGAGGUUGUCCUCUAUCCAAAUAUGGAUUUUGGUUUGGAAGUAAGCAAACAAAGGAUUCUAUCUAGGCAAUUCCCUUUUGUCCCAUCUCACGUGACAGCAACAGACAAAAUUCUUUAUUUGUCCUCUAUUUUACCUUUUGAGAGCCCUCUUGUACUAAGAGCAUUAGGAGGUCUGCUAAAAUUCCUUGACAGGAGAAGACCUGGAGUUGAACUAGAAGACAGUCAUGUUGUUGUUCCCAUCUUGGCCUUUAAAAAGUUUGUAUUGACAGAUACUGUAAAUGUGGAUCAAGACACUUACUGCGUACUGCAGAUUUUUAAAAGCGAAGUACAUCCUUCUGUGUAUAAGCAGGCCACUGGGAAGAAAGAAGGACUGAGCUUAUAUGGGAUUCUGAACCACUGUAGGUGUAAGUGGGGAGAGAAACUGAUGAGACUGUGGCUCAUGAGGCCCACCAGCAACUUUAUAGAGCUUAAUAAGCGACUGGAUGUUAUCCAAUUCUUUCUGUUAGCUCAGAACCAUGAAACAAUUCUGACCCUACAGGAAUGCCUCAAAAAUAUAAAAAAUGUACCUCUGAUUCUUAAGAGGAUGGCUCUUUCCAACACAAAGGUAAGCGACUGGCAGGCACUUUACAAAACUGUUUACAGUGCUGUGUGCCUAAGAGAUAAAUGUCGCUCUCUGCCAAGCACCAUUGAGCUUUUCCAGACAAUUUCUCAUAUUUUCACUGAUGAUCUGCACUAUAUAGCCAGCCUAAUUAGCAAAGUGGUAGAUUUUGAAAGCAGCAUCUCGGAAAACCACUUCAUUGUCAGACCAAAUGUGGACCCCAUAAUUGAUGAGAAGAAACGAAAGCUAGUGGGGCUUUCAGACUUCCUUACAGAGGUAGCUCGCAAAGAAUUAGAGGACCUGGAUAACAGAAUUCCAUCCUGCAGUGUUAUUUAUAUUCCUUUAAUAGGGUUCUUACUCUCUAUUCCACGGCUGCCCACAAUGGUGGGCAAGACUGACUUUGAGAUUGAAGGUCUAGAUUUUAUGUUCUUAUCAGAAGAAAAGCUGCAUUACCGCAGUGCCAGGACCAAGGAACUAGAUAGUUUGCUUGGUGACCUUCACUGUGAAAUACGAGAUCAGGAAACAUUAAUCAUGUACCAGCUACAGUCUAAAAUCCUGGAAAAAUCUGCAGUACUUAGUGAUGUGAUUGAAUAUACAGCGCAUUUAGAUGUGCUAUUAUCUAUGGCAGUAAUGGCUCGAGAGAACGGAUAUACCAGACCCAGCUUCUCUCAUUCUCAUAUUAUUCACAUAAAAGAUGGAAGGCACCCUCUGAUGGAGUUAUGUGCAAAAACUUUUGUGCCUAAUUCAGUGCACAGCAGCGAAACAUAUGGACGGAUUAAGCUCCUUACUGGGCCUAAUUCAUCUGGUAAAAGUGUUUAUCUAAAACAAGUAGGUCUUAUUACAUUUAUGGCUCUAAUUGGCAGUUACGUCCCUGCUACUAAAGCUGAAAUAGGACCUAUAGAUGGAAUUUAUACAAGGAUCCACAGCAGAGAAUCAGUAUCUCUUGGACUGUCCACUUUCAUGAUUGAUCUUAACCAGAUAGCCAAAGCAGUGAAUAAUGCCACUGAAAACUCUUUGGUAUUAAUUGAUGAGUUUGGCAAAGGCACAAAUACUAUCGAUGGCCUCUCUCUUUUGGCUGCUCUUCUAAGGCAUUGGAUUGCACAGGUGAACCACUGCCCGCACCUUUUUGUUGCCACUAAUUUCCAUAGCCUGAUGCAACUGAAGCUCUUGCCCCACACUCCUCUUGUGCAAUAUCUGACCAUGGAUACCCAUCAAGAUGGAGAUGAGCUUGUAUUUUUCUAUCAGAUUAAAGAAGGCAUGUCCACUGUCAGCCAUGCCGCCAAUAUUGCAGCUCUGGCUGGCCUGCCCUCCAAAAUUAUUGACAGAGGAGUUGAAGUAUCAGAACUGUUUCGCAAUGGGAAACCUAUCCCACGUACUGACCAUCCCUCAAAAGAUAAACAGAUGCAAAAUUGCAAAUCUCUGGUGGAUAAAUUCCUCUCCCUAGAUCUUGAUAAUUCCCAAGUGGAUUUAAAGGAGUUUUUGAUUCAAGAGGUGCUACCUUCUUCAGCUUCCAUACUGUAACCUAUUAACGUAGAGUGAUUUGAAUAGAGAGCAUAUAAAUAACUGCAAUACAAAUAAUAUAUGACUGAACUAUGUAGUUUAGGGUAUACUGAAUUGUUACAAAGUAGGAAAUACAUCAGAAAGAAAUGCCACAUUGCUUCAGACAAAAAGCCUGAAAAAUUAAUAAUCUAGCAAAGUGAGCUUCACCCAUCAGGUGUUAAAUAUGUUUUACCUGUUGCUUGUCACAUCCAACUAGCAUAUCCCAUUCUGUCAUAUAUGGGAGAUGACAAAACUAUGAUCCUGAUCCUGCAAACCACCAUGCAGCUAUUGUUAUAUUUGAUGAACUAUUAAUGUAUAUUUGUGAAUAAAGUAUAACUGAAAUUAAAUUUAGAAGGUUAUUUAUAGAUUUCCGUGUUUUUUUGUAAACAUAAUUGUCAACAACAUGAUAUUUAAACACACAAGUGGACUAUGUUCAGGUUAUUUACUAACUUUUUUCCCACUGAUAAUUUCUAAAUUGGUGUUAUGUGCAUUAGAUAUGUCGAUAACAUAAAAAUAGUCCAGAAAAUUUACAGUGCAAAAACAUUUAAAAACAAAGAAAUUUGUAUUAAUAUUCCUUUUUUAACAGUAGAUUUUUCUUUGCUUUGUUGUCUAUCUUAAAUGUUUUUGUAUGCUGAUAUUCUAAAAAAUAAAAUCUACAAAGCUUCAUCUUGAUAUUAUUUUUAAAUGUCCCGGUUUCUUUAGCUUUACAAUAGAACUCUUUAAUUCAGAACAUUCAGGUAUUUUGCAUACUGAAAAAAAUGCCUUUAUUACUGGUUACUAAAAUACAGUUAUAAUACAUGAAAAAUUGAAUUAGUUCAGGCACAACCAUAGAUGGCAGUAUAUGAUCAAGACUAGAAGAUUAUAUUUCUCUCUUUCUCUCUCUUCUUAGUUUGCUUUUGCACUCACAGUAGGAACCUAUGGCUUCCAUAUACAUUUAAACCCAUACUAUUCUUAAAUCUUUCAUUAUGGCUGACAUUCGAUCAAGAGUGAGAUACCCAUCCUGUUUAGAUGAGAAUACAAAAUCAUACAUGAACUUGUUAUAAUUACUAAACUGGUUUCAUUAUUCAUUUUGAACACUUGCUAGUAAUGAGAUAACUAUCAUCCUGUAAAAUGGAGCCGUAUCUCUUUAUUAAAUUUCUUGAUACAUAGUGAAAAAAGAAAAUGUGAUAAGAAUACAGUAAAACUAGAAGUAUUCAGAAGAAAGAGGAAGCUCAAAUCAUUUAUAUGAUAACAAACACAUUUGCUAAUAAUCUUAUUGUUCUUACUGUAUCUUUUUCUGAAUUCAAAUUUUCAACUAUCUUAUUCAUAAUCUGGGAAAAAUAAUAAAUAUAUUUCUAAAAAUACAAAUGUCUUAAUUCUGCUUUCAUGCUUUUUUAAAAUAUAUUUUUCUUAAUCUUAUCUGCAAGCAUCUUUACAAUGGCUAGACUUAAAAGUUGUAUUAUUUUCAUUAUUACUCAAGGGCUUCAGGACUAUGUACAUUUACUUUGGGAAUAAAUGUGAGGUUCACUUCUAAGUGGACAGGCAAAAGGUUAUACUACCAAUAGUGUCUGCUUUUAACUCAAAUUAAAAUUAAUACAAACAAAAACUACAUUUAUGUCAGUAUGUGUAUAUAUCAUUCUAAUGUCUUAUAAAUCAGGACAAUUUACACUUUCUGUUUCCCAGAUUCUCCAUUAUAAAAUGAAUGCAAUUAAUAAUGGCAUCAAGGCUUACUUUCAUUUAAUAAAAAGUACUAUAUUUAUUACAGCCCAGAUAAGUGCUUGGACCCAAUAUUUCCUUACAGUCUUUAAAAAAAACCUAUGAGUUGGGAAUUAUUACUAAAAAGCAUGAAAAUUGCAAAGGAAAAUAUAAUUUGUAAAAAUGCCCUGUCCCUUAAAUUAAUCUUUCUUUUCUUUAUUUAAGAGAACUGUACAAGCUGAAGUUAAUAGUUUUUGUAUAUAAUUGUUUUUAAAUAAUCUCAGAUAUAUAAUUAUGCUGUCUGUAGGAUUAGAUUUCAACUGUGAAAUAAUAUCUAUAGGAUUUCCUGAUAACAGACUUAAUACUAGUUUACCUGUCACUCAGCUACAGCUACUCGGUUAAAAUGUAAAAUCAUACAACAAUAAUUUGUGGAGAAUCUAAUCUUUGCAAUGCAAACUGCCCAAUUGUGAUAA
Crotalus tigris (Tiger rattlesnake) is the source of this 9212-nucleotide messenger RNA. It is a transcript of the gene MSH5, whose product is annotated as mutS homolog 5. The coding region runs from base 4603 to 7047 and encodes 814 amino acids. NCBI's taxonomy places the organism in Eukaryota, Metazoa, Chordata, Lepidosauria, Squamata, Viperidae. The record is from RefSeq and is a predicted model, not a curated record. Gene Ontology annotation, cellular component: nucleus. The transcript has 2 exons. Gene Ontology annotation, molecular function: mismatched DNA binding; ATP binding; ATP-dependent DNA damage sensor activity. Gene Ontology annotation, biological process: chiasma assembly; mismatch repair.